Molecule: messenger RNA, 975 nt
Organism: Giardia duodenalis
Lineage: Eukaryota; Fornicata; Diplomonadida; Hexamitidae
Exons: 1
Coding region: 1-975 (324 amino acids)
Source: RefSeq, a predicted model, not a curated record
AUGGCCCUGGGCGAGCACGAGCUUCUUGCAGCAGACGGCCCUCGGCUCCGCGCAGCGCUUCAGGGGCUUUCCAGCCAGAUGGAUGAUGUCUGCAAGGCAGUCGGGGUCCUCCAAUCCAAGCUCAAGGAGGAGACCCGCACAGUUGGAGGCCUCCCUGUUCUGGCUGCAAAAAACAUCAUUCUUGCCAAGUACCUUCAUGCACUGGCCGCAUUUACCGAGGAAAAGGUCUCCGGGACGCUUUUACUCGACAAGAUCUCUCCCUGUGUCGCGGAAGCUAUAGAAACAAGAGUCCUGUAUGACAAAGCGCUUAUUCUCGAGAAGAGGCUCAGUCGCCAGAUAGCCUCCAUGCUACAGAACGUUGUCAACGACAUGGCUGCCACGGUGCACAGGGCCCCCAUAGAGAGGGAGGCGGCCAUCGACGACCUACUAUCAGACUCGGACCGAAGCAACAGCCACGAGGAGCCACUUGAUGAAAUGGUGGAGCGUAAGCAGCGGCAAUCUCAGGAAGAGAAAGAAGCGGUCUCCAACUCGAAGUUCCGCAAGAAGCGUGACAUGGACGCAGGACCAGAUGGCCCGUCUGCGCAACAGCUGCGAGACGCCGCCAUCUCAACUCGCAGACUGGUCAAGCAAGGAGUUGUUUUGGAUCUUCUUGACUACUACGAGGGAAGGCCCUCCGAGGAGCGAGCCGGACAUGGCCGGACCACCAUUGAUCGUGAAUUAGACGAGUAUGAGAUGGAGAACUACAGGCGUGUCUCAAGUGGAAAACGGCGUGAGCUAGAGAAGAAGGCCCGGGCAGCCGAGGACGCUACUGAGAAUUUACUAGACAGCACGCUUGCUAACGACGUGAUACGAAUGGGAAAGCACCUAGACUAUGCCCGCUCCAAUAUUGAGGAUACGCAGAGCAAGCUAGAUAAGCUGGUGGACUCGACCACCAGGAAGGCAGACCGUGAUUCCAAACGAAAGAGAAAAGCCUAA